GAAAUGUUAUAGAGACAAUACAUCUGUCAUAACGCAAUGUUACUUAAUGUUGCAUAUUUCGCGUAUGUGAACUCAAAAUUCGUAAACAAAAAACAGAAAAGACUGUUUAAAUCUUAAGUGUUAUAUUAAUGCCAUUCCUUCCUUGCGAAAUCUCUUCCUUUUAACAUCUCAAACUUCUUCAAAUCAUUGGCAUCGUUUAGUGACCCCGUUGGAAAAGUGGCCGGGUGGUUGCGUAUACCUUCGUCCCAUUCUUAAAAGUGACAGGUGCCUUCAGUUCAAGUCGAGGGAGGCCGCCGGAAUGAAGUCACUUAAGAACGUGAAACAAAAGAGUAUAUGGAUUGCAUAUUUGCUGUGGCUCAUAGGGGGUUUGAUAGGCCUUCACUUGAUCUAUCUUCGACGUGACCGGCAGGCAUUUAUCUGGAUGUGCACUUUGGGUGGUUACCUUGGCUUUGGAACCAUUCGAGAUUUAUUCCGCAUUCCGGAAUACGUAAGAGAUGCCAAUACCUAUGAGGGUUACACUGCUUGUAUGCGUGAAAAGAAGCACCCACCCUUCAGUGUUCUACGUUUUGUUGGAGAGAUACUCGUGGGAAACUCUUGGACUUAUCUCCUGGCCGCAGCUGUUCCUCAGGAAGAAAUAUAUGGGUUUUCCCUUGUUCCGCUUAUACAUUUGGCGCCUCUUGGCAGUGCUUUAGCUGUCUGGACGAUUGGUAAUAUUGGACGUGAAAAAGGUGAUCUGAAAUGGGCUUUCCUUGGGGCUGCUAUCUUUGUGCCAGUGUCAGUUUUCCACCAGUCCUAUACAAACUUUGGGGCAGUUCUAUCGGCUGUGCUCUUUAACUGGAAGGGCAGGGAGUGGAGAAAGGAACGACAUACCAGGACACCAAAUUGCAAACACCUGGCAACUUUUGCAGUGUGUGGAUUGCUCUUCAGUAGUCUGUGGCUCUCUUACUUGUACUUCAAUGCAACAGUGACAGAUAAACAUGGAGAGCGUAUCAAGCUUCGAGAUGCUGCUGAGAACUUUUUGAAUUCCCCAAUGUUCCUUGAAUUUAAGAAGAACAUGAAAGCGAUAUAUGAUGAUGCAAAUGAAAAUGGAUGGGGCAAUGCAUGGUCCAACUUUGUGGACUCACUUGAUCCCUUUGGAGAAAAGCAUGCAUUGAAGGUCCUUGGUUUAGGAAAAGGGGCAACACAGGAGGAAAUAACAACUGCUUACAGGAAACUAGCCAAGGAGUGGCAUCCAGACAGACACAAAGAGGAAGAAAAGGAAAGUGCUAGCAAAGAGUUCAUCAAAAUUAAAGAAGCAUAUGAGAAGCUGUCUACUAUUAAAAAGGAGAGAGCUUGGAAGAACAAGAGAUCUGAGGAACUCUGACCUUUUUUUCUAUUUUUCUUUCUUUCUUUUACACAGAUGCCUCUACAAGGGCUUUGUAAACCAAGGAGUCAGUUAGUAGGCUUGCCUAAACUCAACUGAAUACUUCAUUCCUGUAUUUUUUCUAAAUACUGUUUAUUAGCAUAAUGUAUUAUAAAUAAUAACAAUAUGAUUAUAAUGAGGUUAUUAGUACUACUAAUAGUAAUUAAAAAAAGUCUUCAAAAGUCAACAUAAGGGUAACCAGGAGAGAUCAGGAAGGCUUAGUAAUUGACUGUACACUUGUGGAGUCUUCUUUAUGUAAACAUAAGUAAUAAACCUAAAUCACAUUGAACUUGGCAUGUAUGUACAUAUUCUCCUGCAUCACCAGGUUGUUGCCACUAAUAAACGCUUAUUCAAACCAAGAUGAGCUACUUUGGUUAAUUUCUUCUGGGGGUAUAAAUAUUAUACCCUUCAUGCUCAAAGAGGGUAUUAGAUUGUACAAUCAUUCCAUUGUUAUUUAUAUUUCUUGUUGAUUAUAUAAUACGGAUAAAGUAUUAUGUUUUUUCUUAAUUUUUCCAGUAAUGACACAAAUGUCAAAUUUGUAGUUAUGGUAGAAAUAGUUCAUUGUAAGCAAGUGUAAGUUUGGUGUCGGAGUACUGAGUUUGGCAAUCGGUUCAGGACUUGGUGAGCCGAGGCAGUUAGUGACAGGUUGUAGGCUGGGGUACAGUCAAUGUGGAGCAGAGGGAGUAUUUAUUGGAGUAUUUGUAAUGGUAGGUUAUGGAUAUCUAAGAAAGGGAUGUUUGAACUCCUGUAAUUUAUUGUUAUGAAUAUGAGAAGCAUUAAUUUUGUGUUCAGACAUGAAUCUCAUUAUAUGAUCAUAUUUUAUAUUCAAUGAAGAGGGCAAUGUGCUUACUUCUAGAGGUUAUUUAGAUUUAAAGAACUUUAAACCUUUAACUGCUCAAAAGCAUUUUUUAUGGCUAGUAGUAUAAGGAAUUUUAGAUUUAAUGGGUUGUCAUAUUGAUAACAUUGAAAUCGCACAAGAUACGUGUAUUUGCCGUCCAUCAACCCACACUUACACAUGCGUGCGCGCACACGCAACCCCCCCCCCCCCCCAUUGAUUAAUAUUUAUAUAUUCUUAUUAGUUGUUUUUUAUACCUUGGAAGUUUUGAUACUCCUUUUACAAGGUACCUUUGUUUAUUUAUUAUAUAAUUUGUCUGUAAUACUGGGUUUAUUAGUUAUAGAAGAAGAGGAAGUCCAGAAGUUGUGAUACUAUAUAUUAAUACAGGAAGUAAAUUUUGUUUUGGUUAACUGGAAUUUCUUAUUUUCUGAUUGCAACAGUCCAGUAGAAGCCAUUUUUAUCCAAGAUGUUUCCUGGGUAAUCUCUCGCUUCAAUUUAGAGUGCAAGAUGAUAAGUGCUUAUUGUCUAUUCAAAUUGGGGAACUUGUUUUAGAAAUACUUCAGUUUGGGUGAUAUAUAUAUUAACUGAAAAGGUUUUAGAACAUUUGAGAAGGAAAGAAGUCCUUGAAAUCUACUGUGAUAAUAAGGGAUUUAAAAAGUGUUUAUCAGUAGGGGGUUAUAGAUUGCUUUUUUGUAUUUUUGUAUUUUGUACAACAAUGUCUUAAUCAUUUUCCCAUCCAUUUUAUUUAUUGAUAAAUAAUAGUAUGCUAUUUAAAGGAAUUAUUAGUUUUGUUCUGUAUUCCAUGCUUGUAAAUAAGAUAAGCAAAUUGCAAAAACCUGUUUGCUCAUGAUGUCAUUAGUAAGACAUACUUCAAAAAAGGUAUGUUUACUUUAUACUAAAUUAUAUAAUGUUCAAUAUAACUGGAGACCUUAAAUAUUUUAAAAUGUGUGAUUGUAAAGUUCCUUUGUACAAGAUUGCAAACUUUGUCCGGUUUGGAAAAAAAUGCCAUCACUCUUUCUUCAAGGGUGCAUGCACAAACACUAAAUUAAAUGCAAGGAAUAAAAAGAUUUCUUUAAACCA
This is a messenger RNA of Penaeus chinensis, 3317 nucleotides long. RefSeq names its product dnaJ homolog subfamily C member 22-like (gene wus). The transcript is spliced from 8 exons. NCBI's taxonomy places the organism in Eukaryota, Metazoa, Arthropoda, Malacostraca, Decapoda, Penaeidae. Bases 299 to 1363 code for a protein of 354 amino acids. The record is from RefSeq and is a predicted model, not a curated record. Gene Ontology annotation, biological process: endocytosis. Gene Ontology annotation, cellular component: early endosome; plasma membrane.